This is a messenger RNA of Gryllus bimaculatus (two-spotted cricket), 558 nucleotides long. Lineage: Eukaryota; Metazoa; Arthropoda; Insecta; Orthoptera; Gryllidae. The record is from the annotation of a GenBank genome assembly.
AUGCCAGUGUCAUUGCUCGCUAGAAGGCAGGGAGUGCAAGUGGAGUGUGGGCGUGCGCAGGACGAGGAGGUGAGCGCCGGGGGCGGCGAGCUCUGUGGACAAGGGCGCUCGCUCAGCAAGUUCGUCUCCCGCGGCAUCACCAAGAGCCGGGGCGGCACUUGGCAAACGUACGUCGCGAUGGGCGCCCCAAAAAGGCUCGCAGCGCUCGACCGGAAGACCGAGGCUGAGCACGCUCUCCGGCUACUCGUUCCGCCUCACCGCGCGGACGCGGACGGGGACGGCGACAUCCCGAGUAGCUGCCUGCAGGUGCCGGCGCCGUGCUGCAGUCUACACGGCAGCGAGGCGCAGCCGCCCGCGCAGCCUGUUGCCUGCCCGACCGCUCGCGCAUGGGCCGUGCGCGUCAAGGUGGGCGGCGCAAGCGGCGGAAGCGAGCCUGCCUCGCGACGGCUGCCCGGACGCCCGCCACAUCCUGAUUAUCCAACAAUACCUCAUAUUGAAGAUGAUUUGUUUUCAGGUAGCUAUGCUCAAAAGAAGCAGGCCAAGAAGUCGAACGUUUAG